AUGAAAAGACAGAGAGAUGAAAGAGUAGGGAACAUAGAUUUGGCAAAUUGUGUAAUUCUACUCUCUCAUCCCAAAGAAGCCAAACAUAAGAAACAUUUUGGUCCUGUUGAUUUUGAGUGCACCACAUGCAACCGCAAGUUCUCUUCGUUUCAAGCACUUGGUGGUCAUAGGGCUAGUCACAAGAAACCCAAACUAGAAAGCACAAAACUCAAAUUACAGUCCCAAACUUUGGGUUUGAUGAAUAAGCCUAAAAUUCAUGGGUGCUACAUUUGUGGUAAACAAUUUUCAAUUGGUCAAGCUUUGGGAGGACAUAUGAGAAGGCAUAGAAUUGCCAUCAAUAAAGGGUAUUGUUUGGUGAAGAAAAAUAAGGUUGUUGGAAAAGUCCCAAUAUUAAAAAGAUCGAAUAGUAAGAGGAUUAUGUGUUUGGACUUGAACUUAACACCUUUGCAAAAUGACUUGAAGUUAUUGUUUGGAAAUAUGGCACCUAAAGUUGAUUCGUUUGUCUGA
This is a messenger RNA of Trifolium pratense (red clover), 507 nucleotides long. Its product is annotated as zinc finger protein ZAT11-like. NCBI's taxonomy places the organism in Eukaryota, Viridiplantae, Streptophyta, Magnoliopsida, Fabales, Fabaceae. Gene Ontology annotation, biological process: response to stress; response to chitin. The record is from RefSeq and is a predicted model, not a curated record. The coding region runs from base 1 to 507 and encodes 168 amino acids. The transcript has a single exon.